UUUACUGUGCAGACCAGCUGUGAGUCUCUAGGUGUUUUGUGUCUUGAAUUACUGACCAGAAUUGACUGUCACUGUCAGGAUGGCACUUUCAGAGUGGACCAGAAUUUUCCUGGGAGAAGCCAACGGUGUCCUGCAUGGAGACACUUGGAAUCUGGAGUUUGAUCCCUCUAUUCGACACAACUCUCCAGAGCCAGGAUGGAAGGAAUACAUCAGGACCACGAGUGCAAGGUUUCAGUGCACCCAGUGUCGAAGAGCCUGGCCUUCCAACCGAGUGAUGGUGAUCUUCCACAUGAGUCUGUCGGACGGGAACGGCCGUGUCAAAGUGAGGCGCUACCGGCAGAACUGCAAGACAUGCACUGACGCCCCGAUGGUGGAUCCCAGAAUCAGUGCAGAGAACAUCACCACCCUCAUGAAGAAUCUGGUGAAGAAGAUAAGAAUAAAGUGCUACAAUGAAAAACUGGAUCAAGGCGACUAUAAUCACGAGAGGCUUGUGGUCAAAAGUCCUCACGAGCCUGAUCAUUGUGAAGGAUGUAAAGAAGGCAUCUGCAAUAGAGAGAGAGAUGAGGUUUAUGUUCUUUGUAAUAGAAUAAAACAAAUGUUCACUGUCUCCUUUUGUGUCUUGAAUUACCAACCAGAAUUGACUGUCACUUUCAGGAUGGCACUUUCAGAGUGGACCAGUGUUUUCCUGGGAGAAGCCAACGGUGUCCUGCAUGGAGACACUUGGAAUCUGGAGUUUGAUCCCUCUAUUCGACCCAACUCUCUAGAGCCAGGAUGGAAGGAAUACAUCAGGACCACGAGUGCAAGGUUUCAGUGCACCCAGUGUCGAAGAGCCUGGCCUUCCAACCGAGUGAUGGUGAUCUUCCACAUGAGUCUGUCGUACAGGAACGGCCGUGUCAAAGUGAGGAGCUUCAGGCAGAACUGUAAGAAUUGCACUGAUGCCCCAAUGGUGGAUCCCAGCAUCAGUGCAGAAAACAUCACCAUCCUCAUGAAGAAUCUGGUGAAGAAGAUAAGAAUAAAGUGCUACAAUGAAAACCUGGAUCAAGGCCACUAUAAUUACGAGAGGCUUGAAGUCAAUAAUCCUCACGAGCCUGAUCAUUGUGAAGGAUGUAGAGAAGGCAUCUGCAACAGAGAGUGAGCUGAGCUUUGUCAAUCUUCAGCUGAAUCUUCUGUUCUUUGUAACAGCAUAAAACAAAUGUUCACCGUUGUCCCAGAUUUAUUAAAAUGAUGUGUCACAAGAUUUUAACUUGAUGCUUCUUGAGCAAAGCUUUCUCUGUCCAUGUACACUGUACUAUAACCUUGUUUGUGCUUGUAAUGUAAUCAUUUAAAUAUGUUGAUGUAUUUUCUGUCAGUUGAUGAAAUGUAUUUGCAAGAGAAAAUGUAUUUGUUGUCAAAAGAAAUAUAGUGUGCAGGCAUUAAAAAAAAAAAAAAAACCUGUAACCUCCUUAUAGUAUCUGCAUCGUCGCCCUGGUGUUUAUAAGAUUGAUGUUGUCCAGUAAACGCCUUGUAAUAUGGAUUUCAAAAUAAAGCUGGCUUAAUUAAAUCAAA
Messenger RNA from Solea solea (common sole), 1545 nucleotides. RefSeq lists its product as uncharacterized. The transcript has 4 exons. Gene Ontology annotation, molecular function: olfactory receptor binding. Bases 80 to 1135 code for a protein of 351 amino acids. The record is from RefSeq and is a predicted model, not a curated record. Gene Ontology annotation, biological process: protein insertion into membrane; protein targeting to membrane. Lineage: Eukaryota; Metazoa; Chordata; Actinopteri; Pleuronectiformes; Soleidae.